This is a messenger RNA of Theobroma umbraticum, 1681 nucleotides long. Its product is annotated as sugar transporter ERD6-like 5. Lineage: Eukaryota; Viridiplantae; Streptophyta; Magnoliopsida; Malvales; Malvaceae. Gene Ontology annotation, molecular function: sugar transmembrane transporter activity. The record is from RefSeq and is a predicted model, not a curated record. Gene Ontology annotation, biological process: transmembrane transport; carbohydrate transport. Gene Ontology annotation, cellular component: membrane.
CUGCCUUUUGUCCUUCACUCCACUUCCAAUCUGACUGCCUUUGCUCUUUUGCUUAAUCUUCAACGCAUUUUUCUUUCUUGAUUCUCUCUUGAAGAGAUGAGUAGAGAAGGAAUAGAAGAAGGAGGGCUUUCUUGUUCUUUGAUAGUCAAGGAGAAGCCUCAGGAUGGUGUUGGUGGUUGUUCUGGUGAAGGACAGGGUGAAACUAGGAUUUCUUCUUCUGCAACAACCACGGUUGUUCUCAGCACCUUUGUUGCUGUCUGUGGAUCUUAUGUUUUUGGGACUGCUAUUGGAUAUUCAUCACCUGCUCAGACGGGAAUCGUAGAUGACCUUGGUCUUUCUGUAGCAGAGUAUUCUCUUUUUGGUUCAAUAUUGACAAUUGGAGCAAUGAUAGGUGCAGUGAUGAGCGGGAGAAUAGCAGAUUACAUUGGUCGAAAAUGUACAAUGGGUUUCUCUGAGGUAUUCUGCAUGGUAGGAUGGCUUGCGAUACUAUUCUCAAAGGCUGCUUGGUGGCUUGACCUAGGACGGCUGCUGGUUGGAUAUGGGAUGGGCCUCCUUUCAUUCGUGGUUCCCGUGUAUAUUGCUGAAGUUACACCUAAGAACAUUCGAGGAGGAUUUACAUCAGUCCAUCAGCUGAUGAUCUGUUGUGGUGUGUCAAUAACGUAUCUCAUAGGUGCUUUUGCCUCCUGGCGGACUUUGGCUCUGAUCGGAACAAUUCCAUGUCUUAUGCAGCUUCUGGGCCUAUUCUUCAUCCCUGAGUCGCCUAGAUGGCUGGCAAAGGUAGGCAAAUGGAAAGAGUGUGAAGCUGCCCUGCAGCGCUUAAGGGGGGACAAUGCAGAUAUUUCUGAUGAAGCAAGUGAGAUUAGAGACUACACAGAACAACUUCAACAGCUUUCUGAAGCUGGCAUUUUUGACUUGUUCCAGAGGAAAUAUGCUUGGUCUCUCAUGGUUGGAGUUGGCCUGAUGGUUCUUCAACAAUUUGGAGGAGUCAAUGGAAUUGCAUUUUAUGCUAGUGCUAUUUUUAUAUCAGCUGGAUUCUCUGGUAGUGUUGGAAUGAUAGCAAUGGUUGUUGUUCAGAUUCCAAUGACAGCAUUGGGAGUACUCUUGUUGGAUAAAUCUGGAAGAAGGCCACUUUUAUUGGUAUCUGCAGCUGGAACAUGUUUGGGUUGCUUCCUGGUUGGGUUGUCAUUUUUCUUGCAGGACCUUCAACAAUGGAAGCAGGGCACUCCUAUUUUAUCACUUGUUGGUGUACUGGUGUACACAGGAUCAUUUUCGUUAGGUAUGGGAGGAAUACCUUGGGUUAUAAUGUCUGAGAUAUUUCCCAUAAACAUGAAGGGUUCAGCUGGAGGCCUCGUGACAUUGGUUAGCUGGUUAGGUUCUUGGAUUAUUUCCUUUGCAUUUAACUUCCUCUUGAAAUGGAGCUCAACAGGAACAUUCUUCAUAUUUGCUAGCAUAUGUGGAUUAACUGUUCUGUUUGUGGCAAAGCUGGUACCAGAGACCAAGGGACGCACACUAGAAGAAAUACAAGCAUCAAUGAAUCCAGUUUCCUUGGAAAGAUAACUAUGGCUUCUCCAUUAUAUCAUUUAUCAAUCUGUCACUGAGAAAUUCAUGUACAAUUCAAAAGUUCCAAAAUCAAUGCCUGACCAGAAACUUAUGCUACCAAUGCCAUGUUUGAAUUCAUGAA